AUGUUGUUGUUUUGUUUUGUUGUGUUGAUUCCAUUGGUUGUCUCACUGAGUAUUCCUGGAACAAUCGUGUCUUACACAAAUCCAAAAUUUACCAAUUUUGAAAACCUUAAAAACAGUUGGCAAUUCAAUAUAUCUUCACAAGAUUCAUUUGGGAAUUCAAACAUCAUAGUCACUUCACUUCUUGAACCAACCAAUGGGAAUUCAUCAAGAAUAGUUUCAUAUCAAAUUCCUGAAGAUGCUGCUAAAAUAGAAUGUGCUCCAUCAGUUAAUUUAUUAGGAAACAAUUUCACUGGUGUUUCUGAUAUAAAUUUAUUAUUAAGUCAAGGAUAUUAUGUUAUAAUUCCUGAUUAUGAAGGACCUAAACUGGCGUUUUUAGCAGGACAUCAAGCUGGUCACGCAAUUCUUGAUUCUAUAAGAGGUAUUGUUUUAAAUUCUGGGAAUAUUACCAAUAUUGAUAAAAAUGCCGAAGUUGCAUUAUGGGGGUUUUCGGGUGGUAGUUUUGCUUCAGGAUGGGCGGCUUCAUUACAACCUAUUUAUGCACCUGAAUUAAAAGAGAAUUUAGUUGGUGUUGCUGUUGGUGGAUUUGUAACUGAUAUUAAAGCAGUUGUUAAAAAUAUCGAUGGUGGUCCAUUUUCUGGAUUGAUUGCUGCUGGAAUUGGUGGAUUAAUGAAAGAAUAUCCUGAAUUUGAAAAAUAUUUAAAAGAUAAUUCUAAAUUUACUAGAUUUAAUGAAUUUAGUAUGUAUUGUUCAGUAGAAACAGUACUGAAAUUCCCAUUUACUCAAUUUUUUGCAGGUCCAUUUAAAAUUUUCCCAAAAGGUUGGGAUUUAGCAAAUAGUGAUCCUGCUUCAAGUGUUCUUGAGUCAAAUAGUUUAUUGAAACAACCACAGUAUAUGCCAGAUAUACCAGUAUUUAUAUAUCAUGGAAGUAUUGAUGAAGUGGUUCCUAUUCAAAAUUCCAAUGAUAUCUAUAAACAAUGGUGUCAAUCUAAUAUUAAGUCAUUAGAAUUUGCUGAAGAUUUAACAAAUGGUCAUUUAAUGGAAGGUUUAAUAGGUACUCCAGCAGCAAUCACAUGGAUUACUAAUAGAUUUAAAGGGUUAAGUCCAAUUAAAGGAUGUAAUCAUCAGAAAAGAUUAAAUAAUUUAUUCUAUCCUGGAAUUGAUCCUAUAAUUGUUCAAUCAAUUAAAUUUGAAAUAGAUAAUAGAUUUGGUGGAUUAGGUCAAGGUAUUAUAAUGGAUCAACCAUCUUUACAAGAUUUAAAAGCUUAUGCAAAUAAACAAGAUUCAUUUGUUUAA
Candida tropicalis MYA-3404 is the source of this 1293-nucleotide messenger RNA. RefSeq lists its product as uncharacterized. Lineage: Eukaryota; Fungi; Ascomycota; Pichiomycetes; Serinales; Debaryomycetaceae. The transcript has a single exon. The coding region runs from base 1 to 1293 and encodes 430 amino acids. Gene Ontology annotation, biological process: lipid catabolic process. Gene Ontology annotation, molecular function: triacylglycerol lipase activity. The record is from RefSeq and is a predicted model, not a curated record.